Messenger RNA from Acanthoscelides obtectus, 1375 nucleotides. NCBI's taxonomy places the organism in Eukaryota, Metazoa, Arthropoda, Insecta, Coleoptera, Chrysomelidae. The record is from the annotation of a GenBank genome assembly.
CUUUGAAUUGUCAAUGAGGGGGCGGCAACGUGGCCGCAUUGCCGUCAAUUUCGGCGUCGGCGUCGCGACGCGGUCCGUCAUUCGUGCCGAGAAAAAGGAGGAAGACAACUCCAACGCACAGCAGGAGAAGGAAUCACUCCGUCCGUUCGUCGGUCCGCGUGUCCCUCGCUCGUUUAACGUUGUUGCACGUUAUUUUUUUCAAAGGUUACCGUUGCCUGCAUCGCAGCGAAAAUGUUGAUCGGUCUCGUAAGGGAAUCGGUGAUGCAGUGCUUCUGCCAUACGUGCAGCAGAGCUCCGCACCUGCCGGUCGCACUUCAUAGGACGCAAAUCCCAAUAACAAAAGUUAAAACGAAACCGAGAGGCAUCCAGACGAUAGCGAACCAACCGAAACGUGUUCAAUUUGUCACGACCGAAGUGCGAUGCCAGGAGAAAACCAGAGGCGGGCUGCGAUACGAGGUGAUCCUCGGAGAGGCCGAACCGAAGGUGCAACCGCCAAAGAAACAACAGCUGUCGCCCAAAAACAGCAUGUCCGUUCAGGAUAUCGAGGAGAAAUUGAAAGCGGCCGAAGAAAGAAGACAGCUUUUGGAAUCGAACAAAAUGGCCGCCCUGUCAGCAAAAAUGUCCAAGAUCGAAGAGGCGAAUCGCAAAAGGGACGAAUAUAACAAUCAAUUCAUCACAACCACCAAAGAGGCGCUCGAUCAAAAGAUGGGCCAACAUGUUGAGAAACGAGAGGCCAUCAUCACCGAUCUCAAAUCCAAGAUGAAGGAUCACAUCGAGAAUGUAGAAAAGACCCGGCUGACACUGGAACAGCAAACCGAUGAAGUGCGAACCGCCAUCGAAGAUAAACUGAAAACAGCUUCGCAACAGCGCGACGAUAACAUCAAAAAGAUGCUCGAACGGCUCAAAGAACACGAGGAGCAAGUGCAGAAGGUGCGAGAACAGAACACGCAACGAUUGCAGCAGUUGGACGCUGCGAUUCAGGAGAAGCUGGGACAAGCGCGGACCAGAAAGGAGCAGAUUGAACAGGAACAAAGGGAGAAGCUCAGGAAUCACCUUAACAAAUCCAUGGAAGUGAAACAGUUCGUGGAAGAGACGGUGAAGGCGCGAAUUAGCGGCGUUGCCGCAUUCAUCGAGGAUAAACUGGCAACGGCGCUGCUCAAGAGGGAGGAACAGAUCAGGAGGAAAUCGGACAUCGCUAAGAAAUAUGUAAAUAUGCCGCCCCCCUUCCCUUAACAACUUCUGUCGCAUUCCUGACGCUGGCGAAAGUGUACAUUUUGUAUAUAACAAUAUAUGUGUAUAGUUCUGUUCACGGUUUUAGGCGGUUAUCUUGCCACAAUUGGAUGAUAGUGGACCGUUUUCACUCGCUUUCUGAAAA